Messenger RNA from Glycine soja, 964 nucleotides. RefSeq names its product probable signal peptidase complex subunit 2. NCBI's taxonomy places the organism in Eukaryota, Viridiplantae, Streptophyta, Magnoliopsida, Fabales, Fabaceae. The record is from RefSeq and is a predicted model, not a curated record. Gene Ontology annotation, cellular component: membrane; signal peptidase complex. Gene Ontology annotation, biological process: protein targeting to ER. The transcript has 5 exons. The coding region runs from base 176 to 730 and encodes 184 amino acids.
CGGGUUGAGAACUUGGGAAUGCGCACUACGCACCGCGUGUGACAGUAGCCUAGCCAGUAGCGAAGCGAGUUCUGUUGGUAGCAUUGAAAGAGUUGAAACGCCAAGCUUUAUUCAUUGUUGGGUCAAUUGAAGUCUAAAGAAAACAUAGAACGAAGAAGAAGAACAGAUCAGAAAAAUGGCGUCCAAAGUUCCAAAGAAGGCCAAUCUCCUGGAUCACCACUCCAUCAAGCACAUCCUUGACGAGUCUGUCUCCGAGGUCGUAACGAGUCGUGGGUAUGUGGAAGACGUGAGAUUGAGCAAUGCGAGGCUUUUCAUUGGGGCAAUCAUCAUCGUCAUUGCUUUAUUCGCCCAAUUCUACAAGAAGAAGUUCCCCGAAAAUAGGGAUUUUCUCAUCGCCUGCAUCGCCUUGUAUGUGAUCUUCAAUGGGUUGUUGCAGCUGAUCAUAUACACUAAGGAGAAAAAUGCCAUUCUGUUUACUUAUCCUCCUGUUGGAUCCUUUACUAGUACCGGUUUGGUGGUUUCCUCCAAAUUGCCUAGAUUUUCUGACAUGUACACACUCACUAUAGCCAGCGCAGAUCCAAAAUCAAUUUCUGCAAAUGAACCAGUACAUUUCACCAAAAGUGUCACUCAGUGGUUCACUAAGGACGGAAUCUUAGUUGAGGGCCUGUUCUGGAAGGAUGUUGAAGCUUUGAUAGUUCAAUAUACUAAAGAACCAAAGAAGGGCAAGUAAUAUGGAGACAUGAACUUUGGUUCUGCGGGAAACUUUUUGGAUGAGAAAACAUAUAUCUUGAUAUGGUUUAUAAUUCUAUACUUAGACAUUUAAAAAUAGAACUGAGGGAAUCACGCUUUCACCAGCUUUACAGCACAAUUUAUUCCCAUAUUUCAUCAGCUUAUUUCGUAGAAAAGGCUCGAACCUUUAUUUUCAUUUCAUUUUCUAAAAACUAUUAAUGGUUCUCGUACACUA